AUGAAUAAACUUGGUACAACACAUAAUCAAAUAGAUGAAUAUUCGAAAAAACGUACUGCUGAAAUAAGUGAUGCUGUAUCAAGUGCAAUUGAAAAAGUUGUUGCUGAUACAGCAACUCAACAACAAAAAUUAUUAUCUGAUGCAAAAGAACGUUCAAAUGCAAUUGAAAAUGAAUAUAAACAACGUUUACAAGAACGUCUUGCUCAAUUAGAUGCUGAAAAAGCUAUUUUAUUAGCUGAACUUGAACGAUCAUUAAAUGAACGUCAAGAAACAAUUUUAAAUAAAGCAAGACAAGAUAUUGAUUUAAUACAAAAUACAGCUAAUGAAAAAAAAAUGGCUGUUUUUAAAGAAGCACAAGCUAGAGCUAAUCAACAAGUUGAUCAAAUAACUGAAAAAGUUGCUGAACUUGUUGCUGAAGAUGCACAACGAAGACUUCAAUCAACAACUCAAACAGUUAGAUUUUUAUUAUUUAUUUUUUUUUUUUAUUUUUUUUUCUGUUUGAUUUAUAUCAUAACAACCAAAUUUUUUGCUACUGGAGAAAAUCAUCAACCAUCAACUAAUGUUGCUUCAAAUAUUACAACGAAUACUAGAAAAACAUCAGAAUCACAUUAA
Molecule: messenger RNA, 612 nt
Organism: Rotaria sp. Silwood2
Lineage: Eukaryota; Metazoa; Rotifera; Eurotatoria; Philodinida; Philodinidae
Source: the annotation of a GenBank genome assembly